Boeremia exigua is the source of this 1414-nucleotide messenger RNA. Its product is annotated as ACT domain-containing protein. Gene Ontology annotation, cellular component: cytosol. NCBI's taxonomy places the organism in Eukaryota, Fungi, Ascomycota, Dothideomycetes, Pleosporales, Didymellaceae. The record is from RefSeq and is a predicted model, not a curated record. Gene Ontology annotation, biological process: regulation of intracellular signal transduction; cellular response to L-arginine. Bases 132 to 1265 code for a protein of 377 amino acids. The transcript is spliced from 2 exons.
UGUGUACCUUGCGUUAGAACGCACCCUGCAUCAUACCUGCCUGGAAUGGCUGCGCGGGUCGUAUGCACGGAUGCACGGCGCAUGUCUUAUAUCCAUGAAAUUCUUUGUCCUUCUCCCGACCACUCGCUAACAUGUUGGCAUUUCAGGACACUCGACUUGCACUCCUUCACAUUCCGUUACAUCUCUACAGUAACUUUCUUCAGUCCGUGCUACAGCUAGUGUUGCCGUCCUCAUCGGUUGGCACUAGUUCCAACGGCAGCAAUGGCGCCGUGCAACCACCUGAUGGUUGGGACGAUGAGCAACCAUUCAUCAACAUCUCAGUUACGCCCGUCGAGUGCUCAAUUGUCUGCUCUCGGAAGCUUGUCAAUGAAUUCUUCGUUCCCGUCCUGAGUCUGUUGGGCCCCGAUGCGCGAAGCGAGAUCGCAAUCACAUCAGAAGACUUUGUGGUGAUGCAAAUUGAUGGUGAGGGUCUUGACGCAGAUCGCCGGGUUCUGGAGUUGACCGGGCCUCUCGCUCUGGCUGGGAUAUCAAUCUUUUUCAUCACGAGCUACUACUCAGACUAUAUCCUAGUACCAUCACGUUAUCGCAACAAAGUCAUCCAGGCUCUAGAAGACAACGGCCUACGUUUUGAGGACCAGACUUCGUCGUACAUUCAUCCAGAUCACUACAGCCGCAAAUCGUCAGUGCCGACUUUUGAAGUUCAGCCACCCGGGACGCCGCCUCCAGCAACCGUCUCCGAACUGCAGGCACGCACAUUUGCCACACUGAAGCGCCGCAACAUCGUACCCACAGUCGAUUCAAAGGUUCGCCUCGUUCAAUGUGGCAGUCGUCGAGACAGCCAGAGCAAUGGCUCGACAACAUCUGCAGAGGACGCGCUACACCUUGGGUUGGUCAAAUGCCUCAUCUCGUCCCCGUGUCCGAAAUUUUUAUCCCUCACGCUAGCUGACAGCGAACCUGCGUCACUCCUCAUCGAUCACACCCUGCUUCCGAACUUUUCGCAAGACGUCUUGCUUGGCUCGAAGCAGGAAUAUCUCAUCCCAAUCUCUCUAGACCUACGCGACCUGCCAGCGGAAAGUACGGGUAUCGUGUGUGGUGUUGCAGGGCGCCUACUUGGGGAAACCUCUGAAGGAUUCCAGGAGCCUGUUGAGAUGAGCUAUCUUAGUACAGCGCGAGCUGGCACAGUGAUGGUCAAGGAGGCUGAGCUGGAUCGCGCACUACAAGCUCUACGUGGUGUGGAGAAUGGUAUCCUAUCGACACCAGACUGAUGAUCGUCUCAAGUAAGUGUCUGGAUAUAAGGGUUGAGUGGUUGGUGUUCUGCAUUGCGAAGCGUUAGCAUCUUUCCUUCUGAAGUUAUGUGCGUUCUGUGUUAGCGGCUGGAGACUAAGUAUCGUUCCUUGCGAUCAUGAAAGCGUUC